AUGGAUGGCAUGGGACUCACAGCCAACGAGCAGCGCGAGCUCGAGCAGCGCCUGCAGAAGCGCCAGAUGAAGGACUUCAUGGGCCUCUUCGGCAACCUCGUCGACCACUGCUUCGUCUCGUGCAUCGACGACUUCACCUCCAAGUCGCUGUCCAACCGCGAGACGGGCUGCAUCACGCGCUGCGUCCAGAAGCAGAUGGCCCAGUCCCAGCGCCUGAGCGAGCGCUUCGCCGAGCACAACGCCCAGCUCGGCGCCCAGCAGGGCCAGCGAUAA
Neoarthrinium moseri is the source of this 273-nucleotide messenger RNA. RefSeq lists its product as uncharacterized. Lineage: Eukaryota; Fungi; Ascomycota; Sordariomycetes; Amphisphaeriales; Apiosporaceae. Bases 1 to 273 code for a protein of 90 amino acids. The record is from RefSeq and is a predicted model, not a curated record. The transcript has 3 exons.